Messenger RNA from Hevea brasiliensis (rubber tree), 2894 nucleotides. RefSeq lists its product as uncharacterized. The transcript has 18 exons. The record is from RefSeq and is a predicted model, not a curated record. NCBI's taxonomy places the organism in Eukaryota, Viridiplantae, Streptophyta, Magnoliopsida, Malpighiales, Euphorbiaceae. Bases 270 to 2564 code for a protein of 764 amino acids.
AGAGCCGCCAUUUCAAAACCUCCGCCACUCUGUCUCAGCUCAGCUACUUGAUUUUAGAUUCAGUAAGCUUGUAAACGAGAGGGUGAGAUUUUAGAGAGGAAGAGGACCAAAAAUGAUCGGAAAAUGGUAAACGAGAACGAAAACUGUGGUCUGGACGGAGUUCCCGACAGAGAUAAUCUAAACCCUAAUUGUUCAAUGAGUUUGUGAUGGUGCAAGUUUGAGAAUAUGUUGUAUCUAACUCCAGCUUAACAUAAAUUUUCUCUGAGAAAAUGUCUCUUAGAUACCGACAUUUGAGACAAAUUUCAGUGCUGUUGUCUCGGAUUUUCCCAGGUAAUCAUUUACAGCAAUCUAAAGAAGUCAUAAACUUUUGCUCAGCUUCCUUUUUUAUCCCAGUGCAUCACUCAGACGAUUAUAAAAUUAGUGAUUGGAGGAUUCUGGAUAAAGGGUUUCAUUCUCAGAGUUACUUUCAGGUACCAGCAAUAUCACAAGUGACAAAUGAGUCUACUCUGCAUGUUGAUGAUAUAUUGUCUGUCAUCCAGUCCACUUUUUGUGAGCUUCAAGGCCCAGAUCAUUGUUGGUUAAAUAGAGUUGAAGGAGAAAAAGAUUGCUUCAAGGAAGAUGGAACCUUUUUGGUUCUUGCUGGACAAUUCUUUGAGAAUUCUCAAAUAGUUCUUAUGAUUGAAAAAAUCAAGUCACUUCAGCGGAAAUAUCCUGAGCUUUGUGUAAUGGGCUUCCAUUCUGGAAAUUCGAUUGGAUAUGCCGCUGUUCAAGCUUACCUUAUUGAAUUGAUAAUGAAGGAGUACAUAACAUUUCCCAUUCUAUUGUCCAACAAGAACUUUUUAGAGAUGGAAAAUGGAGCAUGCUAUAUUUUAUUCAGAGAUUCUAGGAGUCCUGUUAUUUAUCAUGAGAAGGAUUUGGAUCUUGGAAUGCUUAAUAAAGGAAUUGAGGAGCUAAACGUGCAACAGAUUGGGAAUGUUGACAAUGAAAAUUAUAGUUCAUACAAGUUGAAGAGCACUUGGGUGAAACAAGCUGAAGGCAUUAAGGAACCAGAUUUUCCCUCUUCUCUGCAAAAUAUGCUCCUCUACUUCCCAGGCUGCAUCUCUGCAGAUGAAAGUAGUGAUCGCUUAUUCCUUUCCGACAGCAAUCAUCAUCGGAUUAUCAUAUUGGAUGGGAAUGGAAAGAUUAUGGACUGUAUUGGUUCAUCCCCAGGUUUUGAGGAUGGAGAAUUUGAGUCUGCCAAACUACUGCGACCUGCUGGUUCCUUUUAUCAUGAUGCUGAGGAUUGCCUAUAUAUUGUAGAUUCGGAGAACCAAGCUAUCCGGAGAGCUGAUAUGAAGAGGCGAGUUUUAGAGACUCUUUAUCCCACUUGUAGUGUCAAUAAAAAUAAUAGUGUAUGGACCUGGAUUGCAAAUAAAGUGGGUUUUGCAACGAAGAUUGAUUCGAAGUCCAAAGAAUUUGAUUCCCAAUUGCUGGUUUUCCCCUGGCAUCUUUUGAAAUCAGUAGAUGAUAGUUUCUUAAUCAUCAACCGCAGCUUUGAAACCCUAUGGAUCAUGGAUUUGGCUUCGGGAGAAAUAAAAGAAUGUAUCAAAGGAUUUCCCAAGAUCUUGGAGACCUAUGGACAGUUGAUCAUGGAUAAAGUAUCCCUCUUGAAACAGAUGCCAAGUGAUUGGCUGCAGCGUUGUAUUAAUGCUGAUUCCUCUCCAAAGGUUUUUCCAUUUGCUAGUCUAAUAUCAGCUGUAACAACCUUUCAUAAUCUCAUAGUUGUGUGUGACACAGUUGCACAGAGGGUGCUGAAACUAGAUAGAGAAUCAGGAGUCUGUUCAAACUUCCAGUUUUCAAAUUUUGGGAUCCUUGGAUUUCCUUAUUGGGCAUCCUUUCAUUUGGAGAGAGUUUUUUCUGAAGCUCCAUGCCGCAGAGGAUGGACUGAUCAUCUUCAAUCUUUCAGCUCGUUGCCAGGUAGGAUUGACAUACGGUUAAAUGUUGAUAUCCCUAUGGAUGUAGAGCUUGUUGAACCAUUGCAAAAAGAAUGUAUAUGGCGUCAGGCAAGGGGGGCUGCUACUGAAGUUUUAGGAAGAGAGUGUAUAGAGGGAUCCUCAGAGAAGGUUGGUGUUGCCCAACAGUGGUAUGAUGAUUUGGAUAAUCUGGCCUUUUCAACUCCUGAAUAUGAGAUUACGGGUGAAGACGGUAAUACAACUUCAGAUGUCAAAUCUGAAGAUGGAAGGGUUCACAUUGAUUGUGCCAUUAACACAAGUCCUGGAACAAGUGAGGUUAUUAUAUAUGCGGCAUUGUAUCUGAAACUUAGAGGAGAUCCUGAUUUACACGCCGACAGUCGGGAGAAUUAUGCAGCAAGAAUAACUGAUAUUUUGAAUCCAGGGAGGAUAACAGGAAUUAGAAGAGAUGCAUGCAUUCAACUGUUAAAAUCGAAUGCCGAUCUGAGGGACCUCACUUUUAUGAAGCCUUUACAUGUGAGGAUCAAAUUGGAUUGUGUUGAUCACCCAAAAGCAGAUAAUGGAAAAGAUAUCAUCUUGACCAAUUCCUCCUUGGAAGUCAAUGUAACACUUUAGACGUGAAAAUUGCUGCUGUUGCUGACAGGUACAAUACAAUGGUUGUGAUAUUGGCUUCAUUUGCACUUGGAGCUGGAAUCAGGGUGUUGCACUCAUGGCUGAAUGCAUCUUCAGUUUCUUAUGUACUAUUACUAACAUUAUAUGUUAUUAAUUGAAACAAUACAAUACAAUACAAUGGUUGUGAUAUUGGCUUCAUUUGCACUUGGAGCAGGAACCAGGGUGUUGCACUCAAUGGCUGAAUGCGUCUUCAGUUUGUUAUGUACUAUUACUAACUUUAUAUGUUAUUAAUUGAAACGAAACCUUAAUAAAUAAAUUAGUAUAAAUUGUCUA